UUCAACGUAGGUGUGGGUCACCAGUCGCUCGCAUGCAUCAUCCUCCUCUCGCUGCGGGCGAUGUCCAUGCCGGGCGACAGGAAUGUCCACUGCAGGGAAGUAUCGGAGCUGCAGGCGUCCGCCAAGAAGUGCAAAGUGGCAAAUGAAUCCGUCAAGCUAUACCGAGAAAAAAACGAUUUGGAAUGCGGCACUACAAUGAACGAAGGAGAGUUCAUGCACUUCCUUAACUCUUACAAUGCCAGCAGAUUAUUUAGAAAAAAGACCUAUUGCUUUGCGAAUGUAUUCACCACAUUUCUACAAUUUGCUGAACGCAUCAAGAGAACGUCUUUGUUCGCUGUCCAAGAGAGGAAUCAACUCAGAAGCACGAGGAACCAGACAAGGAGAAAAGACAGCCAAAUGCCAUCUACAAGGAAUUCUAUAAACAAGUUCUCCCAUUCCGAGGUGAAAAACUAUUUCCUCGGGUGCCUUGCAACAGCGAGUAAAAGUCCAAUCUUGAAUUGCGAUCUUGAGAAUAGCCCCUGACACCAAUAACAUUGAAGCACAAUGGUAUCAUGGAUCUGCAUCUAUUCUGAUAUAUUUUCCAGUGAUUAUUUGUCCCAGGAGCUUUUAAAAAACUACAAAAACACUUUUGUAUGUGUCCUGAUAGGGGAUCUUUUAAUUCCUGAGGGCCAAGUAAUGUAUUAUUGUUGUUGUGAUGAUGCUUGUUUACCCAGGAAAGCCUCACCGAGUCUCAAGACUCCGAGUCUCAAUACUCGGUGAGGAGGCUAUGUUGCCGUGUGUAAUCCCAAAUGAAUAAUUUGCAGGUAAUUUUGCAAUAUAUUGAUUUUUUUGACAAUACCAGUUGUUUAUAUACAUGGGAAAAAAACUGGAGAACCCAGAGGAAACCCAUACAGAACAGUGAGAACAUACACACCCAUGCCUUUCUUGCUGUGAGGCACAAGUGUUAACCACUGUGCCACCCUGCUACCAAACUUAGAAAUACCUUUGGCGGGCGAGGCAUUAACUCGCACCUUACCGUUAUCCCAAAUCAAUGAAAGAAAACCAUCGCUUACCUUUACCGCAAUCAUGCGAUGCAUGCACACUAGCUCUGUUCUCAGAACUACUUGAAAGACAACUAUUGUUGUGCUUGCUAAUAUUAGAGGCACCAGUCAGAGUUGCACCCCUAAUUUGGAAGUUCCCAGGUAGAUUACAGAGAUUACAGAUUUCCCACAACUCUGAUUAGCGCGUUCGGCUAUGCACUUUACGAAAAAAGCUCAACAAACAUACAACAAUCAAGAGGGCUGUAGUAUUACUGCCCUGCAGCACACAAUAUCACUUUGGCCUCCACCCAAGUUCACCCUCCUUGGCAGUGUAUAUCACGGUUAUAGUGGUCCCUCACACAACACAGCUCUAUUGCCAUCUUCCAGCCCCACAGCUGGAGCCAGGCUUGGUAGAGAUUACAUGUACUAAGUGGUUUGAUGGUGUUUUCACAGAUGAGCCAGUUUACAUAAGCUAAUCGCUUUGAUUUUAGCAGCUGAUCGCUCAUUAAUGUAUGCAGGACAUUACCAAUUACAAAAAAACCCAUUCACACUGUAGCCCUUUUUACAUUCAGGGAAACAAAUUAUUUUUACCCUUUGGUUCUUUAUGUGGAACCGAUUUGACUUAACCGUACACCCUGGGUCAACAAACUAAACACAAAAGGCAAUUGUAAAGAAAUUCGUUCUCCUUUUUUUUACUCCUGAUGACGAUUGCUUGUGUUGCGAUCGAAACGUCGUAGUUUUUUUUGUUCUACGUGACUUUACCGAAAGACCGAAAGAAUAUAAAUGAUUUUAAACCUAUAUUUACAAGUGCAUAGCUCACGCGGCUUCCUAAUAUCAGAAGAGAAUUCCCGACUGCCGCAGAAGCGCAUCUGAAAGUGCGCAAUGCAGUGACCUUCUUUGUUCGAUGGCGAGCCAAAAGCCGCCACUGCAAGGAUGACUGGUAUUCGUGUGAUCAAAGAGUACUCUCAAAGAGUGAGUGGUGUGUGCAGUCAUUUGUGGCUUGGCUGAGACUAUCAACUCGCUACAAUUGAGAACCAUCUUUAAUCACAGGUGGUAGCCUGAAACUCAAUCGUGCCAGCUCAGCUCUUUCAGUUACGUGGCUACUUCCUUGACAAGUACAUUGUAUUCUUAACAAGUAAUAGAUUUUUGCAGCGAAUGUUACAGAUCAUAAGGUAAUUUUUGGGUUAGGUCAUGUAAUGAUCUGGCCAAAUCUGUGUCGUUUAGACCCUCUCCACCACCUGGCAGAGCCCAACAAAUGAGUGUCAUACAACCAAUUAGUGAUGCACCAAUUAUUAUUUAGCCCACUGGCAAGUUGAUGAGCAAUUCUCACAAAUUCAGCGAUUAGAUACAAUUUAUUCUAUUUAAGGGUGGCUUCUGAGAACGUGGCAAUGCAUGAUGCCUUAUUUUUUUAUGUGAAGUUGAAAACUAUUUCAUGAUAACUGUGCACGACCAGUUGAUCCACGUGUUUGCAGCAACCUUGGAACUUUAGGAUGACUCAUGGUCUCAUGCACAUAUUACACAUUUUGGAAUUUUUUAUUUAAUUUUAAUACCUUGGUAUUAAAGGAACCUCUAUCAUCAGGGAUUAAUGCAGGAUUUCUUAUUUUGCGAGACCAAUAUAUAUUUACAGAUAAUUGUGAUAUUUAUUACCUUUAUUUAUAUAUAAGUUAUUUAACUACACUAUGCACUGUAUUGCACUGGCAUACAUAUAUGCAUUUGAUAAACAUUAAGAUGACCAUGCGUCGCUUGAUAUAUCUUUAUCACUGGAAUGUGGGUGCACAGAUGUUAAAUAUAUGUAAUGUUAUAUUUAAUAAUAACUUUAUAGACUGGGGAUUACAAACUUUAUUUAAUUAAAUUAUUACUCGGGUUUUUUUACUUUUUGGUAAUACAGUAUGUUUU
Lethenteron reissneri (Far Eastern brook lamprey) is the source of this 2915-nucleotide messenger RNA. It is a transcript of the gene BBLN, whose product is annotated as bublin coiled coil protein. NCBI's taxonomy places the organism in Eukaryota, Metazoa, Chordata, Hyperoartia, Petromyzontiformes, Petromyzontidae. The record is from RefSeq and is a predicted model, not a curated record.